GAGCGGCGUGGCGCCGUGUGCCGCGGCUCUGACCCGCUGUCAGUUGCCCGAGCCCUGUGCUACGGUUAGGACCGCAUAAUCGUCACCUUUUAACGACGUUACACGCCGAGCUAGCCACGGGUCGUCGCGCCGUGUUCUCGGCAGCACGCUCUUUCGGUUCUCCCGUUGCAAGCCAGACAUCGGCGAGCGCGAGCGAUCGACGGCGGUAAUCGGGACGAAGAGAUCGGCAUACACGAGAGAGGCGAAAGGCCACCAGCAACGCGGGGAGCAGCGAUCGCGAGCGAGCACGAUUGACCGUAAUCCGACCUCCGAUUGGACCUCCACCCGCGAGAGAUAGCUCAGCGUGUCGCUAAAUCGUCGUGGCCGUCAUCGUUGUCAUCGUUGUCGUCGUCGUCAUCGUCGUCGUGUCACCUAGAGAUCUACGGAGAGCGAGCGCUCCUCUCCUCUCAGUCGCCCGAAGUCGCGGAGAGGAUAGCUCCAUUCGCGCGGGCGUGGUGGGUGAUUUUGAAAUUCCUCGUUUGUGGUGGAGAAGUGAACGCGGGCUUCGACUGUCGGGGGGAGUACCCACGGAAGGCGCACCCGGGAAUCCGUGAGCUGACGAGACCAGUAUCCAGGAUGCUCUGGUAGAGAAGCGCGGACAACCCUCCGGUUCGAGUGCGAGAAAUGGCGUGCGGCAUAUCGGUCGACGUGACCGCCACGAGCACGGUGCUUCUCCUGCUGGUACUGCUUCAGGCGGCACUGGUCUGGGAGGAGGCGCGCGGCGCUCCACCAAGAAAGAGCGACAUCCUUGCGGGCACGGAAUUCCUGUCGGUCUUCAUAAACGGCGCCAUGGCGCCGACCCCGCAUCGACGACGAGGUUUCCGCCGGGGUGGUCACGCAGCGUCAAACGGCGACAGCGCGACCGCUGAGUCGCACCAGCACGAGGCAUCGAUCUAUCGGAUAUCUCGAAACCCCAACGUACCUCCGACGGUGUCAAGGCCGCCGAACGGCCGCGACGAGGUCGUUCGCUUCUACCCUAUAAGUCAGAAGACGCUGGAGAACCGGCAACAGAAUCUGGCGUCGUUAAUCGACGACCUGAGCACACCGGGUGGCAUAAGAUCGACGCGUCUGACGCCGACGAGCGCGACGACGACGACGACGAGCCCGCCGCUGGCCAUGAAAGAUCCAACGACCUCGAGGUCGAAUGGCACCAACAGCGCCGGAUCCAACGCCACUGGCAGAGCUGUCAGCCGGCAGAAGGUGAUCGGCGUCAGCGUCACAUCCACGGUCGAGGCCACGCCGUAUAAAGUGCGCGUCGAGCAUUACGACAGCGCGGACGCCGCAGUGGUGACGCGACCGCCGAGUUUGGAGUCCCCAGUGAGCAGAGAAGCCACCAGAGACUCAUCAAUCAGAAGCACACUGAGGGGAACCAACGCUAAGCUGUUGUCAGCGUCACCGUCCACGACGACCACAACGACGACGACGACGACGACAACGACGAGCACGACGCUGAUGACUACGCCCUCGCCGGCUCGAUUCGUCACGGAGGAGCUCAGCAACAUCGUCUCAGAGUCCAACAGCAGUGAGUUCUCCGUGGACGAGGAUUCGCCGAGGACGAGCUGGCGCGGUCGCGUCACCAUGGCGCCACAAAUUCAACAGACCCCCGCAUUCGCGGAGAGCCGACGGGACGAGGAGCUGAACGAAGCCACCCGCACUAUCGACGAAGACGCCAUCACCCUCCCGACGGAGGAAAAUUAUGAGCUACCCGUGGAGAACUCGGAGCCUCGGGAGCUGAACGAGGAGCCGCCGGAGAUGUCAUCGGAGCGGUUCCAGUCGCAGAACCGCAAGGCGGGCCGCCACUACGACGCGCCGAUCUACAAUCGAUCGGGUCCAAAGGUCUAUAGUCAACCGUCGAAGGCGUACAAGCCAACGCGGACGUACAACGAGCCCGCCAAGGUAUACAGCGAACCGGCUAAGGUAUACGGCGAGCCUGAACGAGUCUACGGAGAACCAGCUAAGGUCUACAGCGAGCCCGCCAAAAUCUACAGCGAGCCGGCCAAGGUCUACAGCGAGCCCGCGAAAGUUUACAGCGAGCCCGCCAAGAUCUAUGGCGAGCCGGAGAAGGUUUACUCCGAGCCGUCCAAGGUCUACUCGGAGCCGGCGAAGGUGUACUCCGAGCCUGCCAAAAUCUACUCGCAGCCGGCUAAGGUGUACGGCGAGCCCAGUAAGGUGUACGACUCCGAGGGCCAACCGGUGGAUCGCCAGCGAAGCGGCGAGCCCGACGAGCAGAACUACGAGGUCGACGAGUCGGUCAGCGUCGGCAGCAACGGCAACGUCCACGGCCCGCAGUUGGUCGUCACGGAGAUCCCAGUCACGUCUGAGGCCGAGGACGGUCACAAGGUCGGUUAUGUGGUCGAAGGCAGGAACUUCAGGAAAUAUCGGGUCGAGGAGAGAACGCCUGACGGCUUCAUCGUGGGCGAAUACGGCGUUGUCAGUCACGACGACGGCUCGUUGCGCGGCGUCCGGUACACCGCGGACGGUACCAUCGACCCACAGCUUAUUUACGACGCCCUGAAGAAGUUCCUCUCUCUGUAAGCGCCGGAGGAGGAUCACGAAGGAGGACGAACCGACGAGUCGUCGCAAAGCCCCGCGAACGAUUACUAGUGACCACUGGUGGGCCGAUUCUCUCGUCUGUGUGUCUCCCGCGGUAGCUGAGCUCGCGAUACUGGAAGUCAGAGGAGUGAUAGAUGUACCGGCCGGCAAUCGAGAGUAUCUCGGGAAUCUGCUGUCGCCGCGGAUCCACCUCAUGACACCUUCACCUGAAUGACCUUCUGGACUGAUGAAAGUCAGGUGACGUCAGAAGUGGCGGACGUUAACGCGACGAGAGGGGCGUCCUUGCUUCCUUCGGGAUGAACAGAUCGCAGGGAGGCUGACGACGACGGCAAGUCGGCAAGCCAUGGGCUUCUUCGUGGCGGCGCAGCGGCCAUCGUCGACGAGACGAACAUGACUGAUUCUUUUGUUCUUGCCAACUCAACUGCCUCAACAAUUAAUUUUAAGGACGACAUUUAGGAUCUAAGGAAGCCCGCGUGUCCGAGCAAGAGACGACCCGUUGUUCUCGAUCCGAAGGUGGACCGAAAGGUCGGCCGGGACCGACGCACGAAAGUCAAAUCGAUGCUCAGUCAUUGCGAAACUGACAGAUGAAAGUUACUCUUUGGCCGGCGAAAGUACGAACUUUUGUGUGCAGUAACUGCUCGAUGGCCUUUGACGAUUGUGGCAACCGAUCGAAGUGUAGCUGUCGAGUAUUUUUCUUAUAGGCCACUACUCGCAAGACUCUCGAUGCAAGAACGGAACUUUCGGCAUUCUGGUGCGUGAGAGAUUGCACGUAGCUGACGACACACACCCGGCUUAGGCGAUUUCCAGCUACGAUAUUAGGAGUGUCGGAUCUUUUUCUGCAAGUUUCACACUUUAUUCCACGUGAAACCGCGAACGAUGAUACGUACGCACCCCUUUAAGGCCUCUUUUACGUAAUUAUGUACAUUCACCUUGGGUCCUGCCCAAAUUUUUUAUAUUGGCGGAAUAAUGAUUCUGUCGAUACAAUACUAUCGAGCCACCCUAGGUAGAGCUAUAUUCUUUGCUCCGACCAAUGAAACCGUGAUUUCCUCGCUGAUGAAACCAAUAUAUGCGGUCGUGGGCAGAGCAGAAUCGAUGACAUUCGAAAUUGCGAGAAGUAUAAGCAAAUUUUCUUUUCUCAAUUUUUUAUUCAAAUCAUCUCAAAGUAUAAAGUUAGCGUUUUUAUGUUUAUUAUCAUGCCUAUAAAAUUUAUUAAAUUUUAUAGCACAGACAUGAAUAUAAAUAUUAGGUAUGUACAUACUUUCUUAGAAAAAAUGUAAAGUGAAGAGAAUACGGCCUCUAGGAGUCUAAUCGCGGCUAUUUGGUGGGAUUCCCAAAUUGAAUAAUUGACGAGAUGAAUGUAAAUAAUUAUGUACAUUCAGCAAAUCGCUUCCCCCAACAAUCAACUUUAUUUGUGUCGCAAAACUUUUCAUCGAGAACGUCUUUUACAGAAAUUUAUGAAGAAAAAAGUGGCUUAGGCCUCAAAGGGUGAAAAACAUAAUAAUAAAUUUACAAUAACGUUGUUUAAUUAUAUAUAUCAUAACUAUGAGAUGAAUAUCAGAAAUAGCGCGGACUAUUGAGAUUAAAUGUGCAAAAGACGAAACGAAAAAGGACGAAACGUCUAAUCCUGAUGCAAUCUCGCCGUGAUCGUAAUUCGAGAUCGAUUUCAAGCGCACAUAUCGAUACGUGUCUUCGUAACUGUAUAUCUCAAAUAACGAGAAUCCCGUGCGCCUUUGUGCAUUCGUUGAGGAUAUAUACUCGCGCCGGACCCUCGAUCUCUGAUCUCUGAUCUUUGAUCUCCGGUAAGAAAAUCUCGGACGCCAAUCGUUACGCCAAUCGUUACGCAGGCGCGGACCCGACAAAAUAUUUUGGCCGAGGCAACGGCUCUUACUCCUUAACAUGCCCAGCGCGUUCCGUAAAAGGACUCGUUUUACAACCCGAAAAUAUUCCAUGACGUCCUUCCGCAAAACCGACCAUCUCCAUGUCGAUCCUUUUAUUUAAACAGCGAAGCGAAACGUCGAGGAUUGUCGACCGAUCGAUACGAUGCGAUCUCGCAUGGAAAUCGAGAGCAAACUCUAUUUGUAUAUUAGAAAAAUACUACCAGGCAACAAACCUGUGUCGAUAAGGAUUAAUUUAAUCCGCCGAAGGGGAUUUAACGAAUCACUCGCGCCAUUCCGCGAAAGUUAACGCUACAACAUUCGGACAAACUCCUCAUCGCGCAUUAAAGAGCUUGAAGAAAGUCUCCAAUUUAAUUCCAUAUUAUUUAUUGUAUUUCUUAGCAAUUGUUCGUGGAACAAACUGCUUCGCUUAAAGCCGCAGUUUCUUUUGUGGUAAUCAACAAAACAACCCGUAAAGAUUUAUGUAUACAAGUUAUUUAUAAGAAGGAAGGAGCUAAAGUUCUUUUUUUAGGAAAAAAUCUAACCCAACAACUUCAAUCAAUAAAAGUAGUAAAAAAAAAAUAUAUAUAUAUAUAACUUUUAUAGAAAGGUAAAAAAAAUUUUUUUAAAUAACCUAACAAAACCUAUCUUCACCUAACCUAAUCUAACCUAACAUAACCUGUUUUAUGUGGCAUAUGUCAUCAAAAGAUGUACGUUUCUUAAAAAAAUAAAUUAAGAUCACAAUGAUACAGGUUAGGUUUGUUUUUGUUUCAAAAAUAAAAAAAGACUUUUGUCCCCCCAUAAAAAUUUGUAUAUAUAUAUUUUUUUUUGACGACCGUUUUGUUGAAUAUCGCAGAAAAAUCUGCAGUUUUAAGUGGAAUAGUAUUUCCAAUCAUUUAUUCAUAUUGCUUAUAUAAAUUUUUCACACCAAACUCUUUGUGUAAAAAUUGGAUAUAAUUUAUUACUCAAUAACAGUACUCUACCAUCAAAUGUCCCGCAAAUUUUCACGCUAUCUUAUCCGUUACAUCUCGAUCUAACCCAUACUGACAAUGAUGUCGCUAACAUUAGAGCGUGCCCGAGAAUUCUAGCGUUAACAGCCUCUGAAAUGAUUGACUGAAAGUCUCCUUCGUAUGCUUUUAUCGCGACCACGCUUCUGCGAUGAAGAGGUAGGAGAGGAAGUUGCAGCCGCCAGGGCCUUAUUCUCGAGGUCGGGUGCAAUCAUCCCCGCGGGCCCCGCAGCUGCGAUGGACGGGCCGACUUGUCGCGGCAGCGUGUUUGCGCGUCUCCUAGAUCUAAGUUCCCUAGAUCCUAAGGCUGUUCCGCGUCAAGGAAGUAUCUCAAUCAGCGAGAAGGCUGCUCUCCGUGGCUCGUCGAUUGUUUUAUUUAGCGUUUACCUAGCUCAUUCUCUCUCAUUACCUCAGUCCUUCGAGAUAGUUCCUCUCGCCAUGCAAUAUCGAGCGAGCCAUACUUAUCUUAAGUCGCGAGUGGACGGUACACCGCGAGACUCGCGAGAAGCACGCACGGGCUGUUCCGGAAUCGCACACCGCGCUGCUCGUACGAUCCGCAAGAAAUCUCCAACGAAGAAGCCGACGCUCGUUCGAUCGACGAGCCUACAGGAAAAAGGAAUUAGCUGCGGCCGCAAGAAUCCGUGUGUGGUAGCUGAAUCUCGUUGUUAACAUAUGGCUACCUAAAAGUGCAGCUGUCAGCAGGCAUAUAUUUAACUACAAAAUCGAUGUAGUAACAGUAGCAAAAGCAACAGUAACAAAAAUGUCACUGUACACUGCAAAUCCAGGUAUUAAUUUUAAACGUAUAAGCGUUUUUGAUUAAAGAUCUUUUUAAACGUUUCUUGUAUUUCUAAAUCAGGUGAUUUGACGCGUUUAAGACACAUGCAAAUUAAAAUUUAACACGUUUAAACGUGUAAAUAGAGAUUUAGUCCAAACAGCACACUUGGAUUUGCAGUGUAUAGCAGUAAAUUGUUUUUAGUCGCAGCAACGAAUACAUUUUCAGCAAACUAUGAUUAGCUGCGGCAGAGAAAUCUUUUCUUUCUGUGCCUCUGCAGAUGACACGCAAUAACGUCAGAUCCGCGAACACCCUGUGUAUACGGAUAUCCCUCGUGUAUUGCUCAUGUUCGUAGACUCUAAGUAACGCCUCGAUUAUUUUAUUCUACCAAUAUGUACACACAUCUAAAGCGUUCCGGCAUGUUACGGACGAUAUCUCUAAGAAUUCUCGCGUGUAAGGCAUGCAUCCUAGAUUAAUAUUCACUAUUAAAAUAUUAUGUAUAGCGCUGUGCAGCCAUCGCCAUUUUUCAACAGCAACUUUGUAAUAAAUCCAUUACCAUGAAAAGUA
Odontomachus brunneus is the source of this 6812-nucleotide messenger RNA. Its product is annotated as cell wall protein DAN4. The record is from RefSeq and is a predicted model, not a curated record. The transcript has 2 exons. Bases 664 to 2574 code for a protein of 636 amino acids. NCBI's taxonomy places the organism in Eukaryota, Metazoa, Arthropoda, Insecta, Hymenoptera, Formicidae.